AGCUGCCUCACUCUGUCGCGUCCCCCAAAUCCUUCGAUUAGCCCUAUAUUCCUCACAACAACAGCAAUGGGAAAAGGCACCGACAAGCUCUACAUCACCCACAGCGAGUGGGCGUCGGCCGACAGCUUCGGCGCGAACCGCAGUUUUCAGACCAAGACGAACCUUCCAUUCAAGCGGCUUCCCUUCAAAUUCUGCUCGCUCUCGCUGCAGCCCUACGAGCACCCCGUAUGCACCGACACCGGCGUCGUCUUCGAGCUUACGAACAUCAUCCCGUGGCUCAAGAAACACGGUACGAACCCGGUCACCGGCGGGAAACUGGCCUACAAUGACCUUCUCAAACUCAACAUGCACCGCAACGAGUCCGGAGAGUUCUGCGACCCGGUCACAUUCAAGGUCUUCACGGACAACACGCAUAUCGUCGCGCUGAAGACGAGCGGGAAUGUGUUCGCGUGGGAUACCAUCGAGAGGCUGAAUCUGAAGGCGAAGAUGUGGCGCGAUCUCGUGAGCGACGAUGAGUUCUCGAGGAAGGACAUCAUUACGCUGCAGGACCCGCACAACCUGUCGAACAGGGAUAUGUCGGGCUUCAAGUUCAUCCAGGAGGGCACCAGCACGCUGACGGAGGAGCAAGAGGCCGAGCGCGCGGAUCCGCUCAGCGGUAUCAACACUGGCGCUAUGGGGUCUUCCGCGAAGAUCCUGGCCGCGAAGGCGGCGGUGGCUAAUGCACGAGCGGCGAAGACGGCGGAUCCGAAUAAGAACCCCGCUGCGCAGAAGGCUGGUGCUGUGGCCCGCCGAGAGAACCCGGCAAAUGCGAAUCGUGCGGCGGCUCCCUAUAAUGCGGCGAAGCAUACGACGGGUAAAGCGGCAGCUUCGUUGACGUCGACGGCUUUGACGCCUCAUACGGGCAACGAACAUGCGCUGCUCAGCGACGAGGAGUACAUGUUGAAACCGAAGCGCAUAAAGAUCAAGGGCUACGCACGGAUUGCCACGAAUUUUGGGAAUCUUAACAUCGAACUGCACACAGACUUUGCUCCUAAGGCGGUUUACAACUUUGUGAAACUGGCGCAGAAGGGGUACUACAAGGGUGUUAAGUUUCAUAGGAAUAUCAAGAGUUUUAUGAUCCAGGGAGGUGAUCCGACAGGAACCGGGCGCGGGGGAACUUCAUAUUGGGGCAAGAACUUUUCGGACGAGUUCGAAUCUCCGCUCCUGCACAACGAACGCGGUGUCAUCUCGAUGGCAAACAAAGGCAAGAACACCAACUCGUCACAAUUCUUUAUCCUCUACAGGCCAGCAACGCAUCUCGACCGGAAACACACCAUCUUCGGAAAGGUCGUGGGAGGUCUGGACGUGUUGGACAAGCUGGAAGCAGUACCCGCCGGAGACGGCGAUAGGCCGCUCGAAGAUAUCGUUAUAAAGGAAGUGGCCGUUUUUGUAGAUCCGUUCGAAGAGUUCCUGAAGAAGCGACGGGAGGCGGAGGAGGAGGAAAUGAGGGAGAAGGAGAAGAAGAAGGUCGGCACAGAAGAGGACCGUGUCACAUGGACGGGGAAGCGGAUACGCGGUGAUGGAGCGGUGGCGGGUGCCGGAGGGGCGGCUACAGCUGUAGGAAAAUAUCUCAAGGCGAAGCAACAGGAAGAUGAGAUCGUUGAAGAAGUGGUAGAAGAGGAAGAGUUUACGUACCAGGAGCCGGUCAGAAAGAAGGCUAAGGCCAGCGGUGGUGGGUUUGGCAAUUUCGAUGCGUGGUGAUGAUGCUAUGUCGAGACGCAUGUAAUAUACGAAUGGCUACUAUUGUUUGGAACCUCU
Tricharina praecox is the source of this 1797-nucleotide messenger RNA. RefSeq lists its product as uncharacterized. The coding region runs from base 67 to 1740 and encodes 557 amino acids. Gene Ontology annotation, molecular function: ubiquitin-ubiquitin ligase activity; peptidyl-prolyl cis-trans isomerase activity. The record is from RefSeq and is a predicted model, not a curated record. NCBI's taxonomy places the organism in Eukaryota, Fungi, Ascomycota, Pezizomycetes, Pezizales, Pyronemataceae. The transcript is spliced from 3 exons. Gene Ontology annotation, biological process: protein polyubiquitination; protein folding; protein peptidyl-prolyl isomerization. Gene Ontology annotation, cellular component: catalytic step 2 spliceosome.